This is a messenger RNA of Cimex lectularius (bed bug), 864 nucleotides long. RefSeq names its product transcription factor A, mitochondrial (gene TFAM). NCBI's taxonomy places the organism in Eukaryota, Metazoa, Arthropoda, Insecta, Hemiptera, Cimicidae. The transcript has 5 exons. The coding region runs from base 159 to 863 and encodes 234 amino acids. The record is from RefSeq and is a predicted model, not a curated record.
UGUAAGAAAUUGCAAAUACAACCUGGCGUUUCAAAAACUCGCUUUUUCCAAAGUUGAAAAGAGAUGUAAACAAAGAAAAGCUCCUCUAUUCGAAUUUAUAGGAGAGCUUUUAAAACACUUUUUUUCCCCAAUAAUUUUUGUUUGUAGUAAAGUGAAAAAUGUCAGCUUUGCCCGGCCUAUCAGUCAGACUCGGCAAUUUACGUCUGAGCUGUCUGUACGCCUCAAGGCGCAUAAUUUCAUCGUCAUGCGUCCCAAAUAUGGCGAAGGUGACCCUAGAAGAGAAGCUGGGCAUCGUGCCGAAGCCGAAAAAACCUCUGUCGCCCUUUUUCCAAUAUGCCAUCUCAACCAGGCCAGAAAUCGCCAAAGAGAACCCAAACAUGCAUCUCAUAGAAAUGACAAAAUUAAUCUCUGAAAAAUGGAAGUUGAUCGACGAGGCGACAAAAAGCAAGCUGAUGGAUAAGUACAAAUUAGAGUUGGAAAAAUACCAAAGCUUGUGUAAAGAGUAUGAUGAGAAAUUGAGCACAAGUGAUAAAGAAAAAUUACUACAGGCCAAACUAGAUAUUAAAAUUGCAAAACAUAAAAAGCUUCUCAGAAAGAAAAGGAAUGAUUUGGGUUGUCCAAAGAAGCCAGUUCCACCCUAUUUCAUAUUCUCAUUAGAGAAAGCAUCAGAAAGAGGAUCUUUACCAUCUGCGGAAUGGCAAAAACGACUAGGAAAAAUGUGGGAAGAACUUCCAGAUUCUGCGAAAAAGAAAUACACCGAUAAGUACAAAUCUGAUUGGGAGAUGUACAAGAAAAAACUUAAUCAGUGGGAGCAACAGAUGAUAAAAGAAGGAAACACGGAUGUGGUGCGGAUUACACCUUAAU